Uranotaenia lowii is the source of this 3110-nucleotide messenger RNA. It is a transcript of the gene ArgRS-m, whose product is annotated as probable arginine--tRNA ligase, mitochondrial. Lineage: Eukaryota; Metazoa; Arthropoda; Insecta; Diptera; Culicidae. Gene Ontology annotation, biological process: arginyl-tRNA aminoacylation; mitochondrial translation. The transcript is spliced from 5 exons. The record is from RefSeq and is a predicted model, not a curated record. Gene Ontology annotation, cellular component: mitochondrion. The coding region runs from base 1361 to 3046 and encodes 561 amino acids. Gene Ontology annotation, molecular function: ATP binding; arginine-tRNA ligase activity.
AGUGCGAUUUGUUCGCAUGAAAUGUAGGUACAGCAAGAAAUAAGGAACAUGUAUCAUCCCAAGUUUUUAUGAACUUUCAGUACAUCUCUGGAGGUUUUUGAAAGAAAAUUUGGUUUUCCAAUAUAAAUUCCCAUACAUGCAUCAUAAAUUCAAAAUAUCCAUACUGUACUUUUUCAAAAAUUUUGAGCUUGUUUGCCUUCCAAAAAUAAAACAAAUGAGUAAACAGCCAUAUUCUAGAGAAGAAUGAAAUAAACACGUACCUGGUCGAUUGGUCACUGCGAUGGCAUCAAUAUCGGAGAAACCUAACUUUGCCUUAGUCAUAGUUCCUUGCACAGUUUUUUCAACAUUAUAUCGAUGGAAAUCUUGGGCGAGAGGAGGAAUUAUACCGCCGAAUCUGAGAAAUAAUCAAUUAUUUUAAUUUUAAUCACCGUUAGUUAUGCUUGUUAAAUAAUUUUCAAACUUCUGUUCCACUGAAAUCAUGUUAAAGGUCUUACCUUAAAUGACUAUUUUGUUGCGAAUGUAAGCUUUCGGCUAGUACUAUUCCGUUGGAACUGACAAUGGCCGCCCCGCUGUCAUCGCAACUGGUUUCAAUUCCCAAAACGUAAGGCCGUAUUGGCUCUGGCCUCUGAUGAUAGUUCCUGGAAAUCGUUUAAAUGUUAAAAUAUAAGAUUAAAGAUUCAGACAUUCAAAGUUGUAAAUUAUCCAAGCUUUAGAAUUGAUGAAGAUGGUUAAAUGGCUUUUUCCUUACCGAUAUGAAGCUAGUUUCAAACCAGGACGUUGUAAUUUAAUCCAAUUCAUAGUUCAAAGCAGCGGUUGAUUAAAACAAUUUUACAGCAUCCUGCAGAACUACCGGUUCCUUUAAUUCGCGAAACUGGUCACAAUCGUAUAUGGGGUAUAUAGGCGGUGGGAUGAGUGAUGCGAAUUUUUGUUUUUAUUUUGAACACUUUAAAAAAAUAUUAAGCAUUUGGGAUAUUUUUAAUGUUACACUCCUUUAACUCAUUUCUGAGUAGUUCCUGUGUAUCAAGAGUUUGGUCAAAUACUUAGGUCCUAAGAUAAUUGGGAGACUCCUCGACCGAGCGCUAUGAUUAUCUAACGCAAAAAUCAAAAAUUUAGGGUAAUUCCAUAAUUCUAAAUUUGUUGUAACUUGCAACGGGCAUUGAACAAAUGUUAUUUUUAGUUCUAAUUUCAAGCUCAUAUUAUUAGAAAUUGCUUGAUAUGUUUGAUAUAGCCCAUCAAUGAUUACUUAUGAACGGGCGUGUUCAAAGAUGAGAAAAUCAUAAUAUUUACCUUUUGUUGGUAGCCGGUGGGUGGGUGGUAGAUCGGUCAGAGUCAGGCGGUCCAGAGCUAAAUAGUAGUAGCGAUGGCUCAACGGUUUUAUAAAUUAAUCACUGAAAAGAUAUUGGAAAUAAGUGAUAGGAAAUCGCUUAGCAAUCGGUUGGUUCCAAUUGUUUCGAAUGUUUCAAAUACUCCACAAUUCCAUUGGCCAUGCGACGGAGUAUAUUCGGAUAAGCAAAUCAAUUCAAUUAAAACUGCAUUGAGGCAUGAACACGCGAUUGAAGACGUCAGUUCAUCACGCGUUGGUAGAAGACAAGCGCUAGUAUUUCAUUUGAACAGAAAUUCUUUCAUUCAUGAAACGAUGUCAACGUUAUCAUUAAACAGGAAAAAGUUGCAUGAAACUCCUAGAACUAUAAUAGAAUUUAGUUCGCCUAACAUUGCUAAACCAUUUCACGCUGGUCAUCUGCGUUCUACAGUUAUAGGGAAUUUCCUAUCGAACUUAUUCAAUCACUUAGGGCAUGACGUUACAAAGAUCAACUAUUUGGGCGAUUGGGGCACCCAGCUGGGAUACCUUAUGCUUGGUAUUGAACUGCAAAAGCUAACCAAACAUCAAAUAAAAAUAAAUCCCAUACAAUGUCUGUAUAACGCAUAUGUCCAUGCCCACGAAAUGGCAUCUGCACAACACGAUCUCGACGAGAAAGCCCGCCAAAUUUUCAAAAAUCUGGAAGACAAUUCACAGUUGCACAUGGAAAACUGGAAUGAGCUUCGAUCAUAUACGGUUGAUGAAUUGAAAAAUGUUUACAACCGAUUAGGAAUCUCAUUCGAUCACUACUUCUGGGAGUCCCAAUAUGGCAUCAAGGACAUCGACAACGUAUUGAGUCUGAUGGAAAAGACAAACACUUUAUCCCUCCAGGAUGAUGGUAGACGGGUAACCAAGGUUGGCACUCGGGUGAUUCCGAUAGUGAAAAGCGAUGGUACAACUUUGUACAUUGCACGAGAUAUUGCGGCGCUUAUCGAUCGAUUUGAGAAGUUUCAAUUCAACAACGCUUUGUACGUGGUGGAUAACGCACAAAGUGAUCAUUUUGCGGCCUUAAGUUCGAUUGCUCGGAAUAUGAACUUACCGUGUGCUACCGGAAUAAAACAUGUUAAAUUUGGACGAGUUUUGGGAAUGAGUACUAGAAAGGGAACGGCAAUAUUCUUGCAAGACAUAUUGGAUGAAGCAGAUGCGCUAAUGAAAAAGAAGCAGAUUGAAAGCAAAACUACAAAAAUAGACGUACAUGUACAUUCUUCUGUUACUUCUGUGCUGGGUGCUACAGCGGUUGUUGUCAAUGAUCUUAAACAGAGACGCAUGCGUGAUUACAAUUUCAGCUGGGAGAAGGCUCUCCAAACUGAUGGUGAUACUGGCAUCAAGUUACAAUACACACACUGCCGAUUAUGGAGCUUGCAGUGUUUGAACGCUGACUUGGUUCAAAGCGGUACAACGUGCAACCCUCAACUGUUACCUGAGCCAGAGGCACUAGCUAUCGUUGUUGAAAUUUCAAAAUUUGAUGAAAUAUUAAUGGAGAGUGCCGAUAGCUUAGAAUCCUGCGUACUGGUGAAUUAUCUGUUCGGAUUGAGCAAUGCAAUAAACCGAGCCAUGACCAAGCUGUCAAUCAAAAAUGAGUCUUGCAAAGAGAAAGCUGCACAACGGAUGGCAUUGUUUAUAGCUGCUCGCAAAACGUUGGAGCGUGGUAUGGAAAUUUUGGGACUACGGGUGCUAAAAGAAAUGUGAAAUGUGACAAAAGUGAAUUUUGAACAACACAUGUUAUAGAGUUCAAAGAAUAUAAGUUUAAAAA